Messenger RNA from Ictalurus furcatus (blue catfish), 3875 nucleotides. It is a transcript of the gene znf740a, whose product is annotated as zinc finger protein 740a. Gene Ontology annotation, molecular function: DNA-binding transcription factor activity, RNA polymerase II-specific; RNA polymerase II cis-regulatory region sequence-specific DNA binding. NCBI's taxonomy places the organism in Eukaryota, Metazoa, Chordata, Actinopteri, Siluriformes, Ictaluridae. The coding region runs from base 536 to 2242 and encodes 568 amino acids. Gene Ontology annotation, cellular component: nucleus. The record is from RefSeq and is a predicted model, not a curated record. The transcript is spliced from 18 exons. Gene Ontology annotation, biological process: negative regulation of transcription by RNA polymerase II; regulation of cytokine production; regulation of immune system process.
GUCAUGUGCUGAAUAUUUGAAUUAAAAAAAUCUUAAUGGGUCAGUGGGGUUGUUGUUUUUAUCACUAUGAUGGACCAUGACUGAAUAAUCUACAAGAAACAAUGAUUUUAUUUACCAAAACCAAUCAAUAAUCUAAUUCAUUAGCUAACCAAUUACCUAUCAAUAGCUAACCAAAGUUAAUAGUGAACUCGUUAAUGUCGAAAUUCAGUGUUUAUUGAUUUCAGGAAGCAAAAAGUGCGAUUACACUGUACAGUCAUUUCAUGCGCGUUCUCGGGAAGCACUUCCGGGUUUGCGUCGAGUGCGCGUUCUCGGCGAGCACUUCCGGUGCCGUUUCCUGUGUUUGUAAACUGUAGCUCGCGCUAGCUGAUGUGGACGUUGCGAUAAGGAGGCAGUUUUUUUUAACCACAUACCAAAAGACUUGAAGGACAGGACGAAAACUGGUGCCAGAUGAUAGCAGUGGGCGUGUCCUAUUGUCUAGUGAAUCAUCCUGAGUGACAGCUCCUGGCCCCUCCCCUUGUCCCUGUCCUCUUCAGUGAUGUCACACAUACCAACCACCUCGGUCCGUGACCAUAUGAAAUGGGCGGGGCUGCUCGGAUGUGAAGCUGUCCUCUCCAGUAUGGCUCUGAUGCAGGCCAGCACCAUUUCUGCUCCAAAGAAGAUGAUGACAUCACUGGCCCCGCCCCCUGUUCCGGGUUCCACUCAGAGGGACCCGCAGGGACACAUGGGCUUAACGGCGGCCAUGACCUGCCCUCCACUGCUUGUCCGUAAAGAAGGAGACUUUCACGCCCCCCGCCUGCUGGACGAGAAGGAAAUGAGACCCAGUGAGGACAUGCAGCUGAAGAAGAAGAACAGGAAGUCGGGAACGCCCUGCAAAGUCAGAGAGCAGGAGGGGAAAGGAGGGAAGGCUGUUGUGGUGGACGAGAAUGGGAAUUGUCCACUUUCCAAAGUGCAGAAGAACUUCAUCUGUGAUCACUGCUACGGCGCCUUCAGAAGCGGCUAUCAUCUGAAACGACACAUUCUCAUUCACACCGGGGAGAAGCCAUUUGCUUGUGCCAUAUGUGACAUGAGGUUUAUUCAGCGUUACCACUUGGAGAGACACAGCCUCACGCAUACUGGGGUGAAACCGUAUGCUUGCACCAUGUGUGACAUGCGGUUUUUCCAACGUUACCACCUUCAGAGACACAGCCUCAUACAUACGGGGGUGAAGCCCUACGCUUGCUCCAUGUGUGACAGGCGUUUUUUCCAACGCUACCACCUGCAGAGACACAGCCUCACUCAUACGGGGGUGAAGCCGUAUGCUUGUUCCAUGUGUGACAUGAAGUUUUUUCAGCGUUACCACCUGCAGAGACACAGCCUAACCCAUACGGGGGUGAAGCCGUAUGCUUGUUCCAUGUGUGACAUGAAGUUUUUUCAGCGUUACCACCUGCAGAGACACAGCCUAACCCAUACGGGGGUGAAGCCAUAUGCUUGCUCCAUGUGCCAUAUGAGGUUUUUUCAGCGUUGUCACCUUCAACGACACACUCUCACCCACACGGGGGUGAAGCCAUUUGCUUGCACCAUGUGUGAUAUGAGAUUUUUUCAACGCUACCACCUCCAGAGACACAGCAUCACCCAUACGGGAGUGAAGCCUUACGCUUGUUCCAUGUGUGACAUGCGUUUUUUCCACCGUUACCAUCUGCAGAGACACAGCCUCACUCACACGGGGGUGAAGCCCUAUGCUUGUAACAUGUGUGACAUGCGUUUUUUCCAACGCUACCACCUGCAGAGACACAGCCUCACCCAUACGGGGGUGAAGCCGUACGCUUGCUCGAUGUGCGACAUGAGGUUUUUUCAACGUUACCACCUCCAGAGACACAGCCUCACUCAUACGGGGGUGAAGCCGUAUGCUUGCUCCAUGUGUGACAUGAGAUUUUUCCAGCGUUACCACUUGGAAAGACACAGCCUCACUCACACGGGUGAGAAGCCGUUUGCGUGUGAUAUGUGUGACAUGCGCUUCAUCCAGAGAUAUCACCUGGAGAGACACAAGCGCGUUCACAGCGGAGAGAAACCGUAUCAGUGUGAGCGAUGCCAACAGAAUUUCUCGAGAACGGACCGGCUGCUCAGACACAGACGGCUGUGCCAGGGAAGGGGUGUGGCUAAAGUGGAGGCUACGCCCUGCUGUGAGCCCCGCCCAUUUUCUCAAGACCCACUCCCGGCUCCGCCUCCAGCUCCACCUAACACCUGGAGUCGACUCGCAGUCUGACAUUCCAUCGCGUCGACCAGUAUGGAAACGGAAAUAACCUCGAACAUGCUCCUGGUUCUCUGACUGCGGCGGAGGAAAAAAUCAAAUAAAAACCAGACUGAUGUUUCAGAAGGAGAAGAGAGAGAGAAUGAAACGCUUCUUUACAUUAUUUGUGCUAUUGAUUAUUUUAAGAGAGGGACCUGUUUUGGGUAAUUUUUUUGUUUGUUUGUUUUUUAAAUAUGUUUAAACAAUGUAUUCACCUUUUUUUUUUUUUUUUUUUUUUUUUUUUUUUUUUUUUUUAAAACGGCCUUUCAGCCAUUUUGUUGUUGUUUUGUGGCUGACGACAAGAAAAGUGACUCGAUGGAUGAGAUCACAGAGAACAGAAAACUUUUCGCAAAUCUGUCUGACAUUUUGGCUCUACGCGAUUCGUCAAGGAGUGAACAAAUUAAAGUGUUGAUGAAUGUGCGAUGUGAGCUGCGUUUCGUCUCCAGCUUUACAGAGCUGAGGAUUUAGGACAAUUUUUUUUUCCUCCAGAUUUCGUACGUUCGUAUUGUUAUUCCUCUCCGAUUUAUCCGCUCACACUCAAUUAUCAGUGCUGUGUGUAUGUAAAUAACUGCGUUAACCGAGUUUUUACUGUAACAGUCUACUCCACAUACACACUCACUUUACUGCUACGUAACGUGCUAGUUAGCGAUAACGCUUGAUUGUAAAUUGUGGGCGAAGUGAAACGUCUUCAGAAAAGAAUUUCUGAAGUGAAGGUCAGAAAUUCUUUGCUAAUCAAUGCUAGUCAACUGAUACUGGGGCCAGGGAGUGUUUUGUUUAUUUUUUAUUUUUUUUGAGCAACUCUGCACUUCCUUCCUUCCAUCAUCGGAUCGCUGGCUAAAAAAUAAAAAUACAUUUUACUCCCUACUCAUUUCAGUUUAUUAUCUAUUCAAAAAACGAAACAAACAAAGCCGGUUUCCAUUUAUUCAGCAAUAAUACUGAUUAAUAAUAUACUCGUAAUCCUGAUCAAGAAGCUGAGUUUGUCAUGCUGUUGCCAUAGCGAUCCAGUAAUACCCCCGACCUCAAUUCCAGUCCCGCUUCUUUCUAGUGCUGGAACCAAACUGAUAUUACGGCCGGAUGUUCCGGGGUUGAAACGGUGGUACGGUUCCACGUCGGCCACAGAGUCUGCGUCAAAGCCGUCUUCGAGACUCAAAACCGCUUUUGUCCAAAUACGCAACUUCCCUCAGUAUGAAAUACUUUGGCUUCAUCACUAUAACUCUAUCUUGCUUACUGGAUAUUGUGCUGAAAGAUCUACAGACUACGCAUCCCAUCACACAUCUCUUCACAGACUGACGGCGGAACCCAGAAAGACUCGGUGAAAACGUCGUGAAGCAGAAAGACUGGAGGUUCAUGACAUCAUUAUUAUAUUAUAUUAUUAUUAUUCAGAAAUUAUUUACAUCUCUGUAUCACCCUUUUAAUCACAGUUUGUACCUUGUUUUGUUUAGUUUUUGUCUGUUUUGUGUACAUGUUGGUCAAUAUUAACACACUGAUAACACGCAGUCCUUCCUGAUGAGAUCUGGCAACCCGGCGCCAAGUGAGGACGGAGCGGGGACUACAGUAGGCUUGUGCCAAUGUUUUGAUUAAAAAAAAAAAAAAAAUAGAAAGACUUUUU